Messenger RNA from Spodoptera exigua (beet armyworm), 1076 nucleotides. NCBI's taxonomy places the organism in Eukaryota, Metazoa, Arthropoda, Insecta, Lepidoptera, Noctuidae. The record is from the annotation of a GenBank genome assembly.
GCUUGUUUUGAUUUGAUUGUGUACUUUUUUAUAAAAAAAUACGAUAGUCUAUCAAUAUUUAUUAUGACCGGUAGAUUAAUGCACAAUAUUAAUUAAGCUUCAUAAAUUAUAAAUGAAUGAGACAAUGUAACAGCCUAUGUUCUGGAGUUGGUCAAUUUAUUAUUUAUCUACCAAAAUUAUGAUGGAUGAUGAAUUUGACAAAAUAAUUUAAACUGAAUGAAUUUUAGGAGUACAUAAUUUAUUAUCUACACUUAUUUUAUUAAAAAGUAUGUCAUCAAAUAUGUCUGAUAUAACUGAAGAUGAUGACCAUGAGGAGAGCCCUGUUCGAGAAGGCCGAGCUUCUAGGCCAACACUAGCCCAGCUGUUGGAAAUAAUAUCAUUUAUGGAAGAGCAUCCAGACUUGGCUUCUAGGAGGAAAAAUGUAGGUCUCAAGAGUCAAACCAAAUAUAAGAAGUUGUGGACUAAACUCGCAAAAUUAGCUAACUCUGUUAAUGGCCCUAAAAAAACACGACCUUCUUGGAUCAAGUUUUGGGCAGACAAACGGCGAAGUUUAAUCGUAAAACAAAAACAAAUUGAGCAAGGUAAAAUAAAAAGUCAGCUCAAUCCACUACAACGGAAGAUUUUAGUAUUAUGUGGUUAUAAAUUUGCACCAACUAGGAAAUUUCGCAGCAAUGUUGGAACAGUUCUUGGUAAUAGUGCGAAUGCAUUAGAUGACGCCUCAAAAGACGGGGACUGUGGACCUAAUUUGACGGCAGCAGAACAACGACAAAUCAAAAUGAUUGACCAAUUGAUUGAUGUGAUGGAUGAACAAACAGCUGCCAUGACACAACUGUCAGAAGCUACUCUCAUCAGCUCAAAAGCCUUGGAACAAAUAGCAGACGCAUCACAUGAACAGGCCCUUGCAGUGGACAGGGUGGCCGGAACUUUUGAAAGCAUUAACGUAUCGGUGAACGAUAUCAGGAAUGCUCUACUAGGAAUAGAUUAUACCAUGAAGCGGUGCUACCCUGCUACACAACAAAGACAAAAUAAUAUAUUCAGUUAAAAAUACUUCCACACAAAUGGUUCAACCAACCACC